CAUAACUUCGUGUGUUACAUACAAUCCGUUCUAUAAAUUUAAAUAUUUUUAUACUCCGAAAAAAAAACGAAAGUUUAAAAUUUUAACAUUUUAAGUGUAAAAUUUCAAGCGUAAAAUGUCUUCGGGAAAGAGCUCAGACUACAGGGAAAAGGAAGACGGUGACAUGGAGCGCGUUGUGUGGGAGGGCAUGGAUGUUCUGGGGGCGUCAGUUUCCAAGAUGACGAUCCUGAAGAUGGUCAGCGUAGCUACCGAUCAGAAAGUCCUAAAAAUCGUCGAUAGUGUGGAUGAAGCCAUAGAUAAUUUAAUCGGGAAGGGACUAGUCUGCAAGCAAAACGGGAAGUAUCAAAUAGUCAAUAACAAAGUUUAAGAAUCACUAAUAGGGAAUUCUCCCAAGGAAUCCUUCGAUUUUUAUACUUAACCGUGAAGAAAAUAUAUGAUACUUUCUUUACCGAAAUUUUAAAUCACUUUGUAGAAGAAGGAGCUUCCGAGUUGAAGAAAAUUGGCGUAUAGUUUAUACUUGUUGUCUAUGCUGUAAAUUUUUGUGUAAACUGCUAUAAUUUUUUUUCAACUAGUCAUAAAUUAUUUUGUACCCUCAAAAA
This is a messenger RNA of Drosophila elegans, 599 nucleotides long. RefSeq lists its product as uncharacterized. The transcript is spliced from 3 exons. Lineage: Eukaryota; Metazoa; Arthropoda; Insecta; Diptera; Drosophilidae. The record is from RefSeq and is a predicted model, not a curated record. The coding region runs from base 116 to 367 and encodes 83 amino acids.